AUGACAUCCCUAAAAGACAGAUUUUUAAGUCACAAGGAUAUAUUAAGAGGGCUUGAUAAUUUUGUGCCCGCUAACUCUGUCAAAAAACAAUAUGAGGACCUAAGACCUGCAUUAGAGUUUUACAAAGAUGAUCUGCGGAGUUCAAACAAUUUCAUUCUGGAAGCGGAGUACAAUCUAUGGAAAACUCACUGGCAGACAUUUGCAGCAGAUAAGUUACCCAAAAGUGCGCUAGAUACCCUUAGAAACAUGGACUGGGACAUGUUUCCUAAUAUUAAAAUUUUAUUAACCAUUCUCGCCGUAAUCCCAGUUACAACAAGUUCAGUAGAACGAUCAUUUUCAACGUUGAAGAGGCUGAAAAACUACCUCCGGAAUUCUACUGGGGAAGAAAGAUUAACAAUGUUAACACUACUAACCGUCCACCGAGAUAUACCAGUAAAUAUAGAGGAUGUCAUCAACGAGUUCAACAGUUCAACAACCAGAAGAUUAAGUCUUUCGUGA
Diabrotica virgifera virgifera (western corn rootworm) is the source of this 498-nucleotide messenger RNA. Its product is annotated as 52 kDa repressor of the inhibitor of the protein kinase-like. Bases 1 to 498 code for a protein of 165 amino acids. The transcript has a single exon. Gene Ontology annotation, molecular function: protein dimerization activity. Lineage: Eukaryota; Metazoa; Arthropoda; Insecta; Coleoptera; Chrysomelidae. The record is from RefSeq and is a predicted model, not a curated record.